GGAAACCUUUCUGACAACACUUGAUAGCAAUUGCAACACUCAAAAAAUCGAGACCCACAAUGGCCUCGGCAUCAACCAAACGUUCUCGGCCUGCGUUUUCUCCUCCGAGACCCGGCAAGUCAAGGACUGCACAUUCGCCAAAGGAUGUAGGCACCAAUGGGAGAAAGAAGACCAGCAGAACAUCAAAUGGCGGUCGGGUUCAGAAGCCCGCCUCCUCGAAGCAAUCUAGACCCAAGAAAACAUCGAGAAGGAGCGCAGGAGCCCGGAGAGCAUUCCUCGACGACGAGGCCGAUGAAGAUGAUGAGCCAGAAUCAGAUCGCGAGCCUGAAGCUAUAGAUCGAGAUGAGACGGAGGAUGAGGAAGAUGACAAUGAAGAGGAGGACGCAAGCGAAGAGAAUGAUGAACGCAUUCAAUCGUCGCCUGAACCAGAUUUUAUUCUUGCAGAAGUGACCCACGAUAAUCCUGCGUCAGAUGUGUUUGGUCCAGAGCCAGCCAUUACGUUACCGCUGAUACAUCGAAUCAUGCAGUCUCACUUCAACCACCCUGAGAAGACGAAAAUUUCGGAAGACGCGAGGAUACUAGUUGGAAAAUACAUCGAAAUUUUUGUCAAGGAGGGUAUACGGCGGUGCGUCGAUGAAAAGAGAGAUCGCGCGAAAAGCAGUGGUGGAGGCAUAAGUGUGGAUAGCGGAUGGAUGGAAUUGGAAGAUUUGGAACGUGUUGCGAUACAAUUAUGCAUGGAUUUUUGAGUACUGAGGACUUGCUAUUGUCGUGACAAUAACAAUUUUUACUAGUUGCUCCCGC
Messenger RNA from Exophiala oligosperma, 801 nucleotides. RefSeq lists its product as uncharacterized. Bases 60 to 746 code for a protein of 228 amino acids. Gene Ontology annotation, molecular function: protein heterodimerization activity. Gene Ontology annotation, biological process: kinetochore assembly; replication fork processing; DNA repair. The transcript has a single exon. NCBI's taxonomy places the organism in Eukaryota, Fungi, Ascomycota, Eurotiomycetes, Chaetothyriales, Herpotrichiellaceae. Gene Ontology annotation, cellular component: FANCM-MHF complex; Fanconi anaemia nuclear complex. The record is from RefSeq and is a predicted model, not a curated record.